AUGACCGAGUCUACGCGUAUCAUCAUCACCAACAGAAAACUGCUUUCACUAGCGAGGGAGAUGGAGGCUGACCUUAAUGGCCAGUUUGGCACCAGUUUGCUUCUAGGAACUCACGAACGUCCCUCUUUGAGCUUUAGGAGUUCAGAUGGGAAAACUGUCAUGCUGCAGAGGAAGAAGGGCAAUCGACUUCACGACAUUUCCUGGAGACACGAUGAAGCAUAUGGAAUUGAUAUUAAUAGGCUACUCGAUCAGUGUGGGAACAUUCGCAACCAUGUUCGAGAAGGGACAAGGUCUCGGGAAGGCGUCUCGGGGAAGUUGUGGACGGAGAAGUGGAGACCUAAUAAUUUUUUUGACCUAGUAGGGAACGAGAAAACCAAUCGUCGUGUUCUUAAAUGGCUGCGGCAGUGGUCACCGCUUGUUUUUGGCGAAGUUCUCCCGAAAAGGAGUUCAGGAUCUUGGAGACCUACAACAAAUGGACUGGCGGGUUCGGCUGAACUUUUGGAUCCAUUGCAAAGACCGCACAAAAAAAUUCUCUUAAUCAACGGCCCACCUGGGAUUGGAAAAACAUCAGUGGCUCAUGUCGUUGCCAAACAGGCUGGUUAUGCGGCUAUAGAAAUAAACGCUAGUGACGAAAGAGCUGGCCCAAACAUCAAAGAACGUAUACACAACGCAUUGUUCUCCAAUACAAUUGAGGAACGACCGGUUUGUCUGAUUGCAGAUGAAGUAGAUGGUAGCAUGGAGACUGGCUUUGUUAAGAUAUUAGUGGACAUUCUUAAUAACGAUUACAAGGCAACACAGAGACUUUUGAGCGGAGGGUCUGCUAAAUCAAAGAGCGGGCGUCACCGUAGAAAGAAACGUGAACAAGUUGUAGUUCGGCCUGUCAUUGCGAUUUGCAAUAAUAUUUAUGCAUCGGCAUUGGAAAAGUUAAGACCUCAUUGUGAGAUCGUUACGUUUCAAAGGCCUUCCGAAAGCGCCAUAAUCGAGAGGUUAUUUCAUGUCAGCAAGAAGGAGAGGAUACCACUGACGAAAAAGGCUUUGAAAGAGCUCACUGAUUUGUCGCAAGGCGAUGUGAGAAGCUGCCUCAACAAUAUGCAGUUCAUGUCUACGUCGAAAUUAGAUGCUACGGCGGCCACCUUCGAGGAGCAGGUGAAGGACAUCACUGUUUCCUGGUACAAAAUUUGUAACCAAAUAUUUCAGAAGAAUCCACACAUUGAAACAAGAAGGCAGUUUAACAAGCUUUUGCGAGAUAUUGAAACGAACUCAAGCUACCAAAAAAUUGUGCAUGGCUGUUAUACCAUAUACCCUAGUGUCAAAUAUUCUGAUCAUGGACUUCAAAAGCCCAGCAUUGCAGCCGACUGGCUGUAUUUUAAUGAUCGCAUGUUUAAAUCUAUGUUCGAGCAUAAUGGAGAACUCAUACGUUAUAACUCAGCAGUGCCACUGGCUUUUUUUUACCUUUUUAGUGAUAUCGCCAAUAAAGACGAUGUCAGGAUGCUAAACAAUGAAUUUGAACUGAGGGAAAUGCAGCAGAGAAACGCAGAUAUUGUAAUGACAACAAUGCAGCGGGCUUCUCCCGGAUCGCAAAUAUUUAUGACAAAAGAUGCUCUGACGUUAGAGAUUUUACCGCUUUUGGACUAUAUCCUAGCAGCUGAUUUUUCCAAAGUACGAAAUGUGUCCACCAAGAAUACUUUGCUGGACAGCAUUGUUCUCGCCAUUAUCAAAUUUAACCUUUCAUUUGGUGAACGAAUCGAUACUGACUUACCGCGGGUAACGUGUAUAGAACCACCUUUUGAUAAGGUUAUUAUCAUGGAUGAAAAGCGAGCUAAAGAGGUAUUAUCAAAGCGGCCGGCUCUUUUAAACAUUAUCGUCGCCAAGGUUCAGGAAAAUAAGUUGAAGAGACGAGCAAUCGAGGUAGCAAGGGCGGACAAGGAGGAUUUGGAAAGUGCUAGGAAGAUGCAGAGGCUAUCUACGUCAAAAUCGACAGAUUUUUUCAGGUCACAAUAUGCCAACGUACUGACUAAAACUAGUACACCUUCAUCAGAACAGAAAAUGGGGGUAACUUCAACCCAGGAGCCCAUAAAGAUUUGGGUGAAGUACAAAGAAGGCUUUUCAGACGCGGUCAGGAAGAAUGUUACGUGGCGUUCACUGUGGGAGUAG
Molecule: messenger RNA, 2154 nt
Organism: Lachancea dasiensis
Lineage: Eukaryota; Fungi; Ascomycota; Saccharomycetes; Saccharomycetales; Saccharomycetaceae
Source: the annotation of a GenBank genome assembly